Photinus pyralis (common eastern firefly) is the source of this 1477-nucleotide messenger RNA. Its product is annotated as dynein light chain 2, cytoplasmic. Gene Ontology annotation, molecular function: dynein light intermediate chain binding; dynein intermediate chain binding. Gene Ontology annotation, cellular component: cytoplasmic dynein complex. The transcript is spliced from 3 exons. Lineage: Eukaryota; Metazoa; Arthropoda; Insecta; Coleoptera; Lampyridae. Bases 188 to 457 code for a protein of 89 amino acids. Gene Ontology annotation, biological process: cilium assembly; microtubule-based process. The record is from RefSeq and is a predicted model, not a curated record.
UGUCGUCCAAUGAAAUAAUUGCAUUAUUUAAUUCUAGAAUCCGGGAAGGAUCGAGGGUGGCAAACAGUUGAAAAUUUUUGGCAAAAAAAAGCAAGACUUUUCGAUAAAUAAAAAACAAAGUUCCGUUCGUCGCGUUUAGUGUAAACUUCCGAAAAAUUUAACGUCGCACUCUCCUAACGAAAGCAAGAUGACCGAUCGCAAAGCAGUGAUUAAAAACGCCGACAUGAGCGAGGAUAUGCAACAGGACGCCGUCGACUGCGCGACCCAGGCCAUUGAGAAGUACAACAUCGAGAAGGAUAUCGCCGCUUUUAUCAAAAAGGAAUUCGACAAGAAAUACAACCCGACAUGGCACUGCAUCGUAGGUCGCAACUUCGGAUCGUACGUCACCCACGAAACGCGCCACUUCAUAUACUUCUACCUGGGACAGGUGGCAAUAUUGCUAUUCAAAAGCGGCUAAAUUUUUAACACAAAAAGUCAUUCCCUCAGUAUUCCAAAUUCGGUUUAAUUAACUUAGAGCACAGCUUCCUCCCUGAUUGAUUUAAUUUUAAAUCGUCCAAACUCAUUUUCUAACAAUCGCAGAGAUCGCUUAGGAAAUGUAACGAAAUCGAUAGUUUUAUAAUUGGAAUAAAUAUAAUUUUUUCUCUCUGUUCACCCACUCAUCGUGUUUUUCUUUUUGCGCAACGAACGCUCUUGACCAUAUAACAUUCGGGUUAAUUUUCGCCAUUUUCAGUGAUAAACGCAACUGCCAUCAUCGGGACUCUUUAUGUGAUAUAGGUGAUCAUGUUUGUACAUAAAUUAGGUUGCGAGAGAGUCGACCUUUAUUUAAUUUUAGAGCGGGGGAGAGAGAGAGCGGCAUGGGGAUUAUAUGGUCAAAAUACGUUUUCGUUCAUUUGUACAUAAGAAGUUUAAAUAUAGUGCUAAAAAUUAUGUAAAUGUUUACCUUGUUAUUCCUUCAAAUUCUUAAAUAAAAUGGGAACGUUGUAACAAUUCCUCGUAAUCAAAGGAGGUCGAUUAUGUUUGGGGGUCUUUUCUUACUCGUAGUGUUUAAUCGUUAAUAUGUAGAGGUAUGUUAGGGGGAAAGGCGCGCGGUGAUGGAUUUGGUUCUUCUAAAAGGAUGACUAAUUUAGUCGAUAGAAAAAUAAAAAAAAAAAGCUGCCUUCUACCGGUCAGCAAUUUGGAAGAAUUAAGUUUCAGAAUCGCGUGGGUAUUUGGUUGUGGAUGACCGAUAGGUAAUUUUUUGCACAAAUUGUUAACCCGGAGGCUUGUUUAAUUUUGUCACCUUUACGGAGUACGUUAGGUUUCAAGAAUUUAAAGGAUAUUCGUGGCCGCUUCGAGACGUCCAUAAUUUUUAAUUUGUAUAUUGUAUGUUUAUACAUUACAUAUAUUUUAUCAUUUAAAUCUUGGAGAAGAGUACACUAAAAGAUUCUUUCCGUACUAUAUACAUUUAAUAUUCUCUUAAUAUAUUAUAUACAAGCUA